Ahaetulla prasina is the source of this 1668-nucleotide messenger RNA. It is a transcript of the gene CAMK2N1, whose product is annotated as calcium/calmodulin dependent protein kinase II inhibitor 1. NCBI's taxonomy places the organism in Eukaryota, Metazoa, Chordata, Lepidosauria, Squamata, Colubridae. Gene Ontology annotation, biological process: negative regulation of protein kinase activity. Bases 134 to 355 code for a protein of 73 amino acids. The transcript has 2 exons. The record is from RefSeq and is a predicted model, not a curated record. Gene Ontology annotation, molecular function: protein kinase binding; calcium-dependent protein kinase inhibitor activity.
GCGAAGCGGGAGAGCGGCAGAAGGAGAAGAGAGACCCCCGUGGGAGCGGGGGUGGGCGCCGCUGAGCGAGGAGCGCUCCUGCGCGGCUGCUUGGCUCGCUUCUCCUGAGCUCCGCUCGGCCCGGGCAGCCGCGAUGUCGGAGGUGCAGCUGAGCCCCCGCGGGGAGGCGGGCGAGGGGGCGCCGCUGGGCUUCGCCUGCCGCUUGCAGGACACCAGCAGCUUCGGGCCGGGGGGCGCCGCCAAGCGCGCCCCCAAACUGGCCCAGAUCGGACGCAGCAAGUGCGUUGUCAUUGAGGAUGAUCAGAUUGAUGAUGUACUGAAAAACAUUUCAGAAAAGCCACCUCCGGGUGUCUAAAUAUAUAUAUAUAUAUAUAUAUACAUGUCUCGCCCAGAGACACUGAGUUUAAAAAAAUGAGGGGCGCAAAAAUAAUUUACCUUUCAGCCCAAGAAUGGGCAAGAUCGUUCAUUUUUUAAAAAAAAAAUGAAGAAAGGAAGAACUUUUUUGGCUGAAAGAGGCAGAAAGCGAUGGUGUUUUUUUGGAGUUCUUCAACGCUAAGUUGGGAUCCAGCUGGAGACGCCUUUUAAGGAGCUGCCGAGAGGCUGAACUGAAGCCUUUUAUUCCUGCCCCCCCCUCCAGAAAGUCCAGUGUUCAAGUUGGACUUUUAGAAAGUCUUCUGAGAAGAGAAACAAUUGGGGUGGUGGGCAGAGGGUCUCGGAGGUCUUGUUUACAUGAUGACACCUUGCAAAAAAUAUUCCAUCACCUUGCACGUAACAUGGUCUGUACUUUCUAUUUAUAUAUUUUAUAUAUUCUUGGAUUUUGCGAAGGUAAAAGGAGGACAAAAGGAUGGUUUGUAAUCACACACACACAAACCAACACAACACUGUAUGUGAUUCUGGUUACCUUUUGAAGUCUCUGGAAUGUAAGGAACUUUUUAAAGAGAAAGUUUGAACCAGGAAGAAGGUUAUCCUUAUUUCCCCAAAACUGGAUUAUAAUUCUAGUAUUUGACAUUUGGGGGCAAUGCUUAGUCACUCAGGUGCAAAUAGAGAAAUGUAAUUUUAUAUACAGAAAAUGGAAGACACGUUGUUUUUUUUAAAGUAUUUGUGUGCUUUUUUUAAAUGUUCCCUAGCAAACGAAAGCUUGUGUCAAACCAAUCUUUGCUUUUUAAAAAUACUUUAGUGCAAAGUCGAUUCUCUUUGUUACUGUGCAAUGAAAUAAAUAAAAUGUGUGCGUACACAAACCAUAAUCCUGAAAGAAGAGUGCCAAAUAUUUUCUGAAAUGCAAAAUAUUUACUUCUCUGUUUCCUCUGGUAGGGAUUUUGUGUAUAUGCGAAGUUGCUUUUUUUUUUUGUACUUAAGGAGUUCUUGCCUCUCUGAGGACUUUUUAUACCGAACUGGUUGAUUUGUGCAGAAAGAAUUUUCUCCUGAUGCCGUCCUUGGUUUUCCUUCAGUUCUCUUUUUUACUGAUUCAAGUCUAACCAUUUUAAAAACAAUUGCAUGACACGCCAAGCAUUAAAAAGGGCUGCCUUGCUUGCAAUGGUUUUUAUCCUUCUCUUUGGCUGCAUUUUGCAAUGAUGUCCUUAAAAAGGUGGUUUGCAUCUUUUCCUACAAGCUUUGUGUAUCCUGCACGAGAGUGUUUCUGCAAUGGAUAAUAAAUGAUUAUGACUUAUA